This is a messenger RNA of Clupea harengus (Atlantic herring), 1360 nucleotides long. RefSeq names its product E3 ubiquitin/ISG15 ligase TRIM25-like. Bases 54 to 1247 code for a protein of 397 amino acids. Gene Ontology annotation, biological process: proteolysis. The transcript has 6 exons. The record is from RefSeq and is a predicted model, not a curated record. Gene Ontology annotation, molecular function: serine-type endopeptidase activity; zinc ion binding. Lineage: Eukaryota; Metazoa; Chordata; Actinopteri; Clupeiformes; Clupeidae.
UGGUCUUUCUCUUAGUGUGCUUGUGCUUGUGGUUGUGAGAGAAAGCAAACAAAAUGGCAGAGGCUAUUUCAAAGAAAGAAGAGGACUCCUUCACGUGUCCAGUCUGUCUAGAUCUGCUGAAGGAUCCAGUGACUAUUCCCUGUGGACAUAAUUUUUGCAUGAGGUGCAUUGAGGGUUGCUGGGAUCAGAGAGAAGACUACAGCUGCCCCCUGUGCAAAGACACCUUCACUCCCAGACCUAAACUAAAAAAAAAUCCUCUGAUUGCUGAAAUGGUGGAGACAUUUAUGAAGACCAGAAUCCAAGCUUCUCCUAUUACUCUCUCUAAUGCCGGACCUGGAGAUGUGGAGUGUGACGUCUGCACUGGGAGAAAACUCAAAGCUGUCAAAUCCUGUCUGGAAUGUCUGGUGUCAUACUGUGAAACUCACUACAAAGUUCACAAUGAAAUUAUUCCUGGACGAAAACACAAGGUGAUUGAUGCCACAGGCCAGCUACAGGACAGGAUCUGCUCUCAUCAUAAGAAGGUUUUUGAAAUAUUUUGUCGAACCGAUCAGAGUUGUAUCUGCUAUCUGUGCAUGGUGGACAAACAUAAAGGCCAUGACACAGUCUCAGCUGCAGCAGAAUGGACAGACAAACAGAGGCAGUUGGGGCAGACCCAGAGGAGAUUCCAUCUGAUAAUCCAGGAGAGAGAGAAGAAGCUGCAGGAUCUGAAGAAGGCUGUGGAGACUCUCAAGAGCUCUGCACAGACAGCAGUGGAGGACAGUGAGAGGAUCUUUACUGAGAUGAUCCGCUCCAUUGAGAGAAGGUGCUCUGAGGUGAAAGAGCUGAUCAGAGCCCAGGAGAAGGCUGAGGUGAGUCAGGCUGAAGGACUCCUGAAGCGACUGGAGCAGGAGAUUGCUGAGUUGAAGAGGAGAGAUGCUGAGCUGGAGCAGCUUUCACACACAGAGGAUCACAUCCAUUUGAUCAAGAAUUUCCCAUCAAUCAGAGACUCUCCUCGCUCCUCGCCCAGCAUGACCUUCAACCAAAGUUUCUUAUUUGAGGCUGUGAAGGAAUCUGUCUCUGGAGUGAAGGUGCAGCUGGAUGACAUCUUCAGGAAGGAAGUAGUCAGGAUAUCUGCAGCAGUGACGAAUAUCCAGAUCAUCCAGUCUUUAGAAUAUGCUGAUCCUGAGCUCCCAGUCACAAGAAAAGACAGUAAUGAGAUGCUGCCACCAAACAGUAAGUCAUUACUGACUGAUUCUAACAGUCUCUAAGCCUUUACAUCAGGGGUCUAGAACAGAAAUAAUAGUUUGACUGUUUCUUAUCACUGAUUUAAUCUGAUCUCAAUUAAAACCCUCUUUCAGCUGUGAGACGUAGGAGGCAUAGA